UUCUAUCUCUUUCUCUAUUUCUGUGUGUCUCUUACUGUGUCACUUUCCCUCUUAACCCUUCCGCGCGUUAAUUCGACGACCAUCGAUGUCAGGGGUCAGAUGAUGAAAAUUUCUUUUCUCCGCCUGGUAGCCAGGUGAGAGUAAAAAAACGUCAGCCUCUAUGAAGGAUUCAAGAGAUCAGCUAAGAUGAGACGCUUUGACGAUGCUCGUGGUACGCGUAAAACUGGAGCGUCACCUCCAUUUCGUGUCAUUACGACACGAGAUUCUUCCUAUCUCGGCUCGUCCUUGUCGUCAUCGUCGAUCAAAACCCAACAAAGAUCGACAUCACCGAAAUUACAGCUUCCAGCUCAACCACCAUCACCGCCACUACCAACCGCACCGGAACCAUACAAAUUGGUGCCAUCUGGUACAGCCCUUGGUAGGGCUCAUCGUCGUUCCAGUUUCGUGAUAAUUGCCGAAAGUAGACCAGCAACACCAGAAUCAAGAAGUGUCUCACCUACUCAGCCACCAGGAAGGGUUUCGCCGUUCCGAGGUCGUGGUUUCAAAGGUCCACCACCUAGAUCAAGACCUGACUCACCGGAUGAUUAUCUCGAUCCAAGAAAAAGCUACCGGAGAAAUGUUCGCAGUGAUUCGAGAGCAUCACAGCAGACCAGUCCGAGAAAGAGUUUAAUACCACAACCAACCCAACGACGGCGAUCGGUAUCGUUAAGCAAAACAAGUGAUGACAGAGUUUCACCAAAGAUUGGACGUCGAGGGGACCAAAAGAAUCGGUUGAGUGUUCACGGAAGUUUCGACAACGUUAGUGAUUCUCGAAAAAGUAAUACUGUGAGCGAUGUAUCCAGAUCGAGAGGAAAUCGAUCAGGAAGAAUACCACUAACUAAACUUUCACCAAUUCGUGGUACUCCAACAAAAGUGGAUAAGUCAAAUACGGGACCAGCAAGAAGAGAUCCUAAAAAUGUAAAGAAUCUGCAACGAAAUACGAUGACUGGUAUAUCAUCUGGUACACGUUUUAUUUCUCCACCGACAAAUACUCAAAAAAGAGAGAGGUUCAUAACAACCGAUGACAACACGGUAGUACCUGCUAAAACAUCCAAAAUACCCUUGAAAAACAAUGGAUCCAAAGUUUCAUCCAGUAUUAGCAUGCCUGAAAUGUCCAAGAAUAAGGAAACCGAUAACAAUGAACAAAUGAUUCAAAUGAAAGGAAUGAGUAAUGGAACUAACCAGGAACGAUCAAGCAACAGUAACAUCAAUAAUAACGAUCAAAUCGGUUUAACGGAUCUUUUGAAAAGAACUUCUGGUGUAACUGGUACAUCAAGUGUUGUUAAUACUACAACAACGACAGCAGUACAACCUCUUCGUAUCGAUAAUUCAAGAAUUCCAAUAGAUCCAACGAAAAUUGAAGGACAGUUGGUUGAUCUGACGAGAAAAUCCGAAUCGGCAAUGUCAAAAAAUGAUUCAAACGGAAAAUCAAAAUUACAGAGUGGCCAAAAUGAAGAAAAACAUCAUCGAAAAAAGAAUACGCCAGGUUAUGAAACACCAACCAAAACCAACAACGAACGUUAUUCUAUGACGAGCAAAGAAGGUACUAGUGAUUCUUCAGCUAGCUCGAACAAUGCAAUUAAAUCACGCUUGAAUAGUGCACGAACAAAUAGAGGUUAUAAUCGUACGACUAGUCGUGAACGUCUCGAUGGAAAGGAAAACGAUUCUGCCAGUUCUAAGGGUUCCAAUCCGAAAAAUCAAAAAAAUUUGAAGAAUAACAAACGAACAGCUUUCGACGAGUUUUCACCAGAUUCUAAUACUUCAUUGUUAGAAAACAGUACCAAGCAAAUAGAAAUCGAACAAGUUGAGUUGGAAAAAAUUAUUAGUGAUGGAAAAUCGAAUAUCAGUAACGACAUGAUUCUUACAACAACGGGCAAAAUUGUUGGAAAUACAAGUGGUCUAAUUAAUAACAACAAAAGCAACAAUGACAGUAACUCGAGAUUAACCAAGUUAACUGGUAGUAAAGUCAUAACUGAAGCUACCGUUGAAAAUGAAACAAAACAAAAAGUUAACGAUCAAAAACAAAAUAAUUUAGGUUCGACAAAUGACUCAGAAAGAAUAACUGGAACGAUGUCAUCGAUGAAAACAAUUAAUAAUGAAAUAACGAAUUCGACGAUAUUGCAAACGAAUGGAAUCUCUGUGAACUCCGUUGGUGACCCUAAUAUCGGGAAUGUUUCUUCUAAAGGAUCUCAACAUCGAAAUAAUGAGAAUCACGAUGAAAAUACACUGCAAAGAUCAUUGACACGACUUUCUACUAGUUCUAAUGAUAGCGAACGAUCUACCGAUACUGGAGUUAGUGUUGAUACCGUUAAAGGAGUUUCUUCACCGAGAGUGAAAAGAGGGAUGCAUAUUGUCAAACGACCGGAUGAAAUCGAGACGCUUAGUGGAAAUGUUAUGAGACCGGAACAAAAUGGUGACCCUACGGCGUUGCAGACAGCAGGUGAAACUACCUUGGAGGAAGAUAGACCAAGUGUCGACAAGCCCUUAAGUCGAUGGAGAAAGACCUUGGGCCGUUAUUACGAACGUUUUCCCAGUAUGAGGUGUCUAGCUUGUCGUCGUAAUUCAAAGAUCCUAUCGUGGUCCAGAAAAAGAGAAACCGUUGGUAUGGAAAAUCAAAUGGAAACGAGACAGGACAUUGCUGACGAUACACCGAUCGAUUGUUGGUCCAAAUUCAAGAAAAGAUGCAGAUGUCCACGUCCCAAGGGAAUUAGAUGUUGUACAAGAAGAGACAGAGUAGCACCGGACGAGCCUAAUCUCUGUUGCCCUCCUGAGAGAAGAUUAUCCGCCCUUUGCCGACGACUUUUUGCCAGCUGUAAAUGCAAAAGUGCGGAUGUACAACGCACAAGAGAUAUACGUGCCAAGCACAGUUUGACUAGCGUAGCACCACCUCCACUUUCCGAGGAACCAAAGGCCAAGAUACCUGACGUUUUGGUAGAGCACAACUCAUUGAUGCGAGGUGCCAUUCCUUGUUUACCAGUUCCACUAGCUUGGUUUUGUCUUGUUUGGAACGUCUUAUUACCUGGUACAGGUACUGUUUGGAGCGGACUUUUUAAUUUUUGCACAGGACAACCAAGAUUUUCAGCCGUGGCUAGUGUCAAGGCAAGAUUCGGUGCAUUUAUUGUUAAUCUGAUAGUAGGAGUCAGCCAAUUAUUCACAGUUCUAUUUUGUCUCGUUGGAUGGGGUUGGAGCGUUUGGUGGGGUCUUACGAUGAUUCGUUUGGCAAGAAAGUACAAAAGAUAUAAAGCUUCAGAAGCAGCAAAUGGUGAUCCUGAAGCAAGAACUGGUGAAGGAUCUGGAUUACCACCUGGAGUACCCAGUCAAUCAUUGAGAGGAAUCGAAAGAGCACGUUGAACUAUCGAUUAACCUUCCUGUCUUUUCUUCCUCCUUCGUGAACAUCCGUUCGUUCUUUUAUUCGUUCUUUGAAAAAGAAUCGACUAAACGGUAUUCACAUUAGUUUUUUCACAAGACUAUGAUCACGAUUUGGUAAGAAUGAUAAGUGACUUUAUCAUUCGAAAUUGUCCUUUUUACAAGGAAGGAGACCUUGCUAAAUAUAAUUCGGAGAUUUUUCAAUCAUUUUUUAAACGAUCAAUUUGUACAAGGUGUUACAAAAAUACUCGACAAGAAUUCUAGAAUGGGAUUCUUUGUACGUAGUUAGAAAAAAAACAAUUGGUUUAUACGAUAUGAAUAUGGGAAAACCCUCACUUGUUUCUGUGACAGAAGAAUUUUUAGUAUGAUUUUGAUGUACUCUAAUUAUAAUUGUUUUAUUUACUGGAAUGGUGAUAUUAUUUAUUGAAAUUUUUAAGAAUAAUAUGUUUAAAAUGUCCACUUUCUGUCUAAAUGCAGACUCUAUUUUGUCGUAACAUUAAAUUCUGAAUAUGUUCCUACUUAUGGUUGUGAAUAUUCAUAUAUUAGUGGAUGCUUUAAAGAUAUUCAAUUAAACAAAAAAUUUACCAGAAGUGGUUGUACAAUUUGAAAGUCUAAUUAUUAAUAUCUCGCAUUUCUUUUUAGUAAA
Molecule: messenger RNA, 4051 nt
Organism: Polistes dominula (European paper wasp)
Lineage: Eukaryota; Metazoa; Arthropoda; Insecta; Hymenoptera; Vespidae
Gene: stum
Product: mechanosensory transduction mediator stumble
Biological process (GO): taxis; proprioception; sensory perception of mechanical stimulus
Cellular component (GO): sensory dendrite
Source: RefSeq, a predicted model, not a curated record